Messenger RNA from Diuraphis noxia (Russian wheat aphid), 2116 nucleotides. Its product is annotated as DNA excision repair protein ERCC-8-like. Gene Ontology annotation, biological process: transcription-coupled nucleotide-excision repair; protein polyubiquitination; proteasome-mediated ubiquitin-dependent protein catabolic process. The record is from RefSeq and is a predicted model, not a curated record. Gene Ontology annotation, cellular component: nucleotide-excision repair complex; Cul4A-RING E3 ubiquitin ligase complex. Lineage: Eukaryota; Metazoa; Arthropoda; Insecta; Hemiptera; Aphididae. Gene Ontology annotation, molecular function: protein binding.
GCACCAAAUUUAAAUGUUAAUGACUUUAAAACAAUUUCAUAUACUUACCAGCUUGAAUAAUGAAAUCAAUGACUGAUGGCUCUAACAUGAAACAGUACGAGUGGUCACCUUUAGCUACUUUUAAAUUAAAGUGACUGUCAGUUUGGGUCAUGAUAAUGUCUUCACACUUCUACGCGUAGUAAGAGAGCAGAGUAGACAGAGCAAGAAUUAAUUUCAAUUUUCAAUUAAUUAAGUUCAACAGACUCACGAGAUGAAAUAGCAAAUCAAUCUGACAAUGGAAAAUUUAAAAUAGAUUAUGCUCCUUAAAUUGACUGCACUGAGCAAGAUUAUGUGUGUUAUCAUUUGYACGCWUUACGUGCAACUAACCGCACUGGUGCAGUCAUAUGGAAAACACUAUAAAACAUAAAUUAUUUGUGUUCAUUGGCAUCUGGCACACUGCCGGCUAUAAGCGGCGGAUUUCCUCUUGUGCUAGCACUCCGGUGGAUCGCGACUGCACUAUAGCCUUUUUAGUUUUUUCCUCGGUCAAAACGGGUGGUGUAAGCAAAUCGGGCCGAGCUCUCUCUGUUCACCGUGAAUCCCGACCGCCUCAUUCCGCGGUUGCCAUAGCAGCCGUCACCGCGCCGUCGCGGCUCGAGCACUACAUCUUCCACAGGUCUUUAAAGGUCUUUUGAUUCACCAUAGUACGUCAUUGUUCGGUGGAUGAUUCGUGUCGACUGGCUGACGAAGUGAUCGACGCCCCGACGGUUGUAGGUACUUACUAAGCGCCACACAUCGUCUGCUGUUUUGUUCGGACUUUACUUUGUAAUACGUGUGAACGUAUUUUGUCGACAUGGAACGAGCACCGUCCGGUGGACAAGGUCUCAAGAGGAGAAGACCAAAUCGUAUUAUUGACUUGGAUAUAAAACGCUCCAUUGGAGCUAUAUCUUCCAUGGAAUAUAAACGUCGUACAAUUAUUAAUGAGAUCAAUAAUGUCGCCUAUGCACUUCAUAAAACUUCUUUGCCUGCAAUUUACAUUAAUCCAAUUCGUACAGGCGCUCAAAAUUAUGUACAAGAUGAUAUUCUAGCGAUGGAAGUUGAUCCAAUAGAAAGUAAAUGUUUACUUGCCGUAUCAAGAUACAACAGUGUAGCUAUUUAUAAUGUUUCUCCAAAUGUUAAAAUCUUUGAUCAAAUGAAGCGAAUGACUAUACCACAUGACCCAAUUGAUAAUAAUGGAUCACCUAAUUCAGCACAUUGGCUUUGGGAUGGUACAGUAUUUAGUGUUUGUACUAUGGAUUCUGUCCAUUUUUGGGAUUCAACUACUUGUAAAAUAAUUGAAACUGUGAAGAUGCGUACAAAAGUUUUGAACCAUGUGAUGGCUGCAAAAAAGUAUAGCGUUAACAAAUAUGUUGCAGUGACAGGAAUUGAAGGACAUGUAUUCAUGAUUGAUAUGCUACAUGGUAUUGUUGUAAUGACUAUGAAAAAUAUUGAGAAAAAACCAAUAAGAGCUAUACAUUGGCAUCCAACAAAUGAAUUACAAUAUGUUACUGGCAAUUGCAAUGGAAACAUUUACCUAUGGGAUAUUCGUUUUCAAAGAGACUUUGUUUUCAAAUUCAAAAAUGAAGAUUCUUUUUCUGUAUCAACUAGCCAUACUUAUCCAGUUAUUGGGUUACGGUUUUAUAAUGACGGAAAUAGUGUUAUAUCUGUCGAUAACAAUGGAGGCAUCAAAACUUGGGAAGUUAGUACUGGUCAUCUUCGUCCUAACCACUAUGAAUCUGUACCAUUGUGUGACCUUAACAAGAAUCAUAUUUUUAAAGAUUAUCAGUUUGCUGUUACUGAAAAUUUGAAAGAAGACAUUGUAUUUUUGCCAUCAAAAAGAGGAAUGAGAAUAUUUGAUAUUGAAAGUGGUGAACAUUUACCUUUUUCUAAUGAUAUACCUCUACCUAUGAACUGUGCUACUUACGAUAGCAAACGAUUUUGUGUUUAUGGGGGCUCUAAUGACUUAAUAAAAUUAUGGACACCUGAAAAAAAAAUGACUGACUGAACUGUAUGUUUAUGAUGGCUAAUUAUAUUAAUCUAUCCUUGUAUCAAUUUUUUCUUACAAUUUUCUAAUUUCUUUAUGCUUAUAUAAUAUCAAUUC